AUGGAGGCUCUCUCGAAAAAUAUCACAAUCGAAGCAAAGCCCUAUCCGUACACCUUUCCGCUCUCUUCGACUGCUCUUCUCUUGAUAGAUCUUCAACGUGACUUUAUUCUCCCCUCGGGUUUUGGCGACAUACAAUCUGGGACGAAUCUCACGGCGGUAACGGCUGUAGUUCCCAAUUGUGUUCGAAUUCUUCAAGCAUUUCGUGAAUUGGAACUUCCUAUCUUCCACACUCGCGAAGGUCACCUCCCAGAUCUCUCCGAUUGCCCAUCGUCAAAGCUGGGUCGUCAGGCGUCAGCACCUGGAACCAGCCAUUCAAAGGUAAUAGGGGACCCCGGGGAAUUGGGCAGAUUACUGGUGCGGGGGGAGCACGGACAUGAUAUAGUGGAUGAGUGCCGACCAAAGCUAGGGGAAGUAGUUGUGGAUAAACCAGGAAAGGGGGCAUUUUGGAAUACAAAUUUGUUGGAAGAGUUAGUCGGAUGGGGAAUCACACACUUGAUUGUCGGGGGUGUUACAACUGAGUGUUGCGUGACAACCACAGUGCGGGAAGCCAACGAUCGCGGAUUUGAGUGCUGCAUAAUUGAGGAAUGCACCGCCGGAUAUAACGACAACUUCAAAGCCCCAUCUUUAAACAUGAUCCAUUGGUCGCAGGGGCUCUUCGGCUUUGUCUCUUCCCUUCCAAACUUCUUGAAAGCAUUAACCCCAGCACUCCCCUCCCCGGGCGCUCCCGGUCCGGACCUGGGUCUCGAAAGCCCCCCAUCAACACCACCGGUAUGGGAUGGGUGUCUCACUCUGGAUUCUCUUCGGAAGUCCUACAAAUCUGGGCUAUCCCCCGUGACAGUUAUCACCAGUCUCUACGCUAGAAUUGAGGAGUACAGUCAAACAAAGUCAGUCUUUAUACGCCUCGUCGACCGACCUAUCUCGAUAUCCUACGCCGAAUCGCUUCAAAAACUCUUCCCAGAUCUAACCAACCUCCCACCGUUAUACGGCGUGCCUUUCACUUUGAAAGACUCUAUAAACGUUGCCGGGAUUCCGACAACCCUAGCGUGUCCUCCCCUCGCCCAUAUACCAUCGCGCUCCUCAAAGAUAUAUUCACGGUUGAUAUCCCUAGGUGCUGUUUACAUUGGCAAAACCAACUUGGACCAGUUUGCGACGGGCCUAACCGGCUGCCGUUCCCCAUACGGAACCCCUGCUUCCAUUUACAACCCAGACUACGUCUCUGGCGGAUCCUCAUCCGGAUCUGCGGUUUCAGUAGGGGCGGAAUUGUCAUCUUUUGCCAUAGCCACUGACACUGCCGGGUCUGGGCGCGUUCCAGCAGGCUUUAACGGCGUGGUUGGGUGGAAACCCACAAAAGGUACUGUUUCCUUCAGCGGGGUUAUGAAAGCCUGCGAGUCGCUAGACUGUCUAUCAUUUAUGGUCACGCCAGACGGAGGCGUAAAGGAUGUCCGAAAACUCUGGAACCUUGUGAGAGGAUAUGAUCCAGAUGACCCAUACUCAAAAACACCCGGAUCACUGCCACUACCGAUGGUAAACGCUCUAGGUGAGAAGAAGUGGAAGUUUGCUCUCCCAGAUAGGAAGGCCGUAGCAGAGUGUUCUCCAGAAUACCGGAAACUAUUUUAUCAAGCUAUCGGGAGCCUCCAGGAGAUCGGAGGGGAGGUUAAAGAAGGUGACUGGGGGCUUUUUGAGGAGGCUGGAAAGCUCUUGUACGAUGGCGCCUUAGUGAAUGAGCGGCUUGCAGCUUUACCAGACAACGGAUGGGUGGGAAGGGAGAAGGACGAGCUACACCCGGUGAUCCGGGAGAUCCUCCAGAAUGUCUUAGAAACGGGCGCUAGCGCCGCGGAAGCGCUCACAAGAAAGGUCAACGCUACACUUUUCAAUCCCUCCCACCCAUCAUACAUCGACGUCCUGAUAGUUCCAACUGCUCCAUUCCACCCCCGGAUCUCUGCGGUUUUGAAAGAUCCCAUCGCGAUAAACACCCGUUUAGGAACCUUCACGCACUUUGGCAAUGUUCUAGAUUUGUGCGCCAUCGCGGUUCCGGCAGGGCACUACAUGGAAGACGAAAAAAAGAUGCCGUUUUCCAUUACUUUCUUGGGAAGGGGUGGCUCUGAUGCAAGAGUUCUAGAAAUCGCGAGCCUGUUUGAGGGACUUGUUGGCGUUGGGGCAAAGGACUCGGCUUGA
Tuber melanosporum (Perigord truffle) is the source of this 2175-nucleotide messenger RNA. RefSeq lists its product as uncharacterized. Bases 1 to 2175 code for a protein of 724 amino acids. Lineage: Eukaryota; Fungi; Ascomycota; Pezizomycetes; Pezizales; Tuberaceae. The transcript has 4 exons. Gene Ontology annotation, molecular function: catalytic activity. The record is from RefSeq and is a predicted model, not a curated record.